UGCUAGUGUAUAUGUUGACUUCCGGUUUCGGAACUUUAAUGUUUACAGCUGUUAAAUCUAGAAAGGAAAACCCCAGAAAAAUUUCUUAUUUUAUCUUUUUCAAUGCAUUAUCAAUGGCAGGGGGAAGACGUGGCCCAGGAAGACAACCUGCGAACCGUCCAGUUCCAUUAGCUUCAGCACAUAAUGUUAGAAACUCGUCACAAAGUGCAACACUUCGUCAGCGAAAUGGACCAAAUGUUGUUGGAAAUAACCCGUUGAUGACCACUACACUGAUCACGAUCACUCCAAUACGCCAUCUUGAUAUUCCGUCAUUGCCGACCGAUGGAAACCUCUUCUUCGAGGCAAUGAUGCUUGUCUACCUAUUGAUGGCACUGUUUCUCCAGUAUGUGAACAUUUACAAGACCAUCUGGUGGCUGCCCGUACCGCCAUCAAAUACAGCAUUGAAUUUUUACCUGAUUAACCCAUUCUUGGUGAUCUUUAUUACCGUUGUGCUGUCAAGAAGACUAAUCUGGAGCUUGGUGCGUGAUGUGUCCUUCCAAGGGAAUGUUUUAACAAUUAGCUUCUGUGUGAUACAGCUGUUCAAGUUUGUACUGGUGGUGGGCUUUGUCUUCUUAGCUGGCUACUCACUGUGGAAGUUGUUUGGUAACAAUUCGCCACUGAACAUCUUAUUCCUAGCCUAUCCGUUGGUAUCUUACUUUCUUCUCUACGGUUUAACCUUUGACACCAGUACGCCAAUCUUUCUGCUGCAGUCAUCUGUGAAGUCGAUGGAUGAUGAUUACAGUAAAGUAGGGUCACAUGACCUGAGCAGGAUCAUUCCGUUACACAAAUGCACACACUCCCCGUCCGAUACACGUCGAGAGGCUGAUCUUCUGAAAGUUGACUUUAACAUGCGAAUCAAGAAUGUUUUAUUCAAUUCAAUGGUGUGUGCAUAUUACGUCGGUUUUGUACCCAUCUGUUUCCUACAGAGUUCAAUGUACCUGGAUUUAUGGUGGUCUUGUCAGCACAUAGCAUUUGUGUGGAUUAACUCCUUUAUUAUGUUCAGCUCGCACUUUCUACCGCAUAAGUAUUGCGAUGUUCUGCAUCGCUGUGCCUUGCACCUCGGCUGCUGGCAAAAGAUUGAUCAUGGCUAUAGUAACACACCGCAACAUGUUUGGUCUGAUUUAACUGUAUGGCCUCAAGGAGUGUUAGUUCGCUAUCAGAAAGCACUUUACAAGGCAGUCGGUCAGCAAAAUGUAGCACAGCCGUCUGAUAGCUCGUAUGCCAGAUUUUAUUUUAUGUUUAGUCAGCCGCUGCGAGUACUCAACAUUAUGGUUGUGCUUCAAAUAUUCGUUGUUGUGUACCAGUUAUACUUGCUUGCCCGAUAUUCGCAUUGGAACUACGUCAUAUCAAUCUCGCUCUUGCUCUUCUCAAACUAUUACGUGCUAUUCAAGCUCUUACGAGAUCGCUUCGUGCUGGGGAAGGCAUAUGCGUUAGAGAACCCCGAUUAAGAGAGUACAGUAUUAAUGUUUAGUAGGCGGCUAUACAACAAGUAUGUUUGUGUGUUACAGCUUUUUCUUUGCGACAUGAUUUUGUCUACUGUCAGUUGGCCAUAUGGAUAAAAAAGUGUUUAAAAAAUUGCCCUAUUUACAUAUUAAAUUCAUUUUUACUAUUCUUUAAUAUUUCUUUAAGGUUAUUAUUGUUGUUUGAUAUAAUUUAUAUCUCUAAUUAGAUUAGCUUCUAGAUUUAUAUUGGUUAGACUGACAAAUUUUAAAGUUGCUUUCUAAAUAUUUUCUAUGAAAAUUGUGUUUAGUAGAGAUAGGAUGAAACAAUCUUAGUUUUGUUUUGUAUCACCAUUUUAAGAUAUUGAAGUUGGUGAUGAUUUUUCAGUAUUAUUAUUUCAAAUUAUCAAGCAGGUUUAUUUGGUUGUGAUCAAUCAAUCAUUCAAGAGACUGUUGACAUUUUUAAAAUGUAAGAUUAUGUGAGCCAAAGAGAAAUGUCUCAGCAAUUAAAUUAAUAAUAACAGAUACUUAAGAUAGAUUGAGGGUGCAAUGUAAUUUGUCGGAGAAAACCAAAUUGAGGGCACCCUUUAUUAUAUAGGCCUAAAUACCCUACCAUAUUAUUUUUUAUCCAUAAGGCUGAUAGACUUUCUUUCCAGUACUUACUGUUGUAGAGAUAUAGACGUACAAUAAUUGCGUUCUAGUAUUUUAGAAGCAGUUUUUCAUUGAACGUUAAACAACAAUGUCAAUUAUGAAUGGUAGAAUUUACCAUUUUUAAAUGCUUUAGGUUUUUUUUUUCCUUGUUUUGUUUUAAAGGGAAGAUGGGAUACAAUUUUUCUUUGUUAUUAAUAUUUAAAAUUGCUGCAAACAAAAGUACUAUUACUGAUGGUGAUGAUUCCAUAAUUACAAAUUGUCUAAAAAAUACAAUUUAUUCAUUGCUUCUGUUUGACAAUAUAACUGGGUGAUGAAUAUUACUAUAAUCUCUCCAAUCUGGCAGUAAACCCUUGGUGUUUUAAGGUAAGGUAAGGGUUUAGUAACUUAUGAGUAAUUGAACCAUCUUACUUAUUCCAUGUGAUAUCCAAUUAUUUGCCAUAGCUUGUACCAUAUAAGGCUGAUGGUUUUUUUUUGGUGUGGAUAGCAGGAAUCUCUGGCGGCGCCACUGUUUUCAUUGGCAUUUGAUACAUUUCAUUUAAAAUGUAAGCCUAUUUAACAAUACAAGGGUUUAAAGAUUUGGUAUAUGUCUUUAAAACUGGCAGUCAACAUUUAGUAACCAAGACAUUUGGAAAGCAGGUCAUUUCAAAAGCUGAAAUAUCCGCUGCAGGGUUACAAAAAGUCAGCCACUGCUUUAAAUAGAAACUAUUAAAUCACCAUCAGCAGUAAGUAAUUUUUUGUUUGGUUCCGGGUGGAUCUUAAUUGCAUGGCUGCUAAGACCGUACUUCCAUUUAUUGGUGCUGGAAUAUUCUUUUUAAACAAUUUUGUUCUCCCAUUUUAUGUAUUGGUUGUUUCCAAUUCAUUUUGUUUAGUUGUAAUUUUUCUGUAACAGUAUUUAUGUAACAACCAACCAACCAAAUACUCAAUAUACAGCUUAAUAUGCUAAGGCCUUUUUUGAGUACUGUAUUAUGUUUUUCUUCAUGCUUGUUGCUUGAAAAAUCUUUCCUAAAACACACAUGCAGCAAUGACCAGCACAAAUUCGACCAACCCUAAAAUAUACUGUGUCAUGUGCAUUCUGCAAUUACUUUGACCAAACUGAAGCACAAAAAAUUUUCUUGGGAGAAAAAUAUCGAAAACUAUGGUAAUAGUAACCAUAGUAUGGACUGUUUGUCUUCAAAAUGACAUUGGACAGUCAAAAUAAAAUAUGAGGUGAAAUUAUCCAUGAAAACAUGUUGUGAACUGCUAAGUAUUGUUCUGGAUAUUAAUUUAUAUUUGCUUGUAAUAAAUGCUACUAGCAAGCACA
This is a messenger RNA of Anneissia japonica, 3429 nucleotides long. Its product is annotated as transmembrane protein 39A-like. Gene Ontology annotation, cellular component: membrane. NCBI's taxonomy places the organism in Eukaryota, Metazoa, Echinodermata, Crinoidea, Comatulida, Comatulidae. The transcript is spliced from 8 exons. The record is from RefSeq and is a predicted model, not a curated record. The coding region runs from base 12 to 1487 and encodes 491 amino acids.